Molecule: messenger RNA, 1920 nt
Organism: Thunnus maccoyii (southern bluefin tuna)
Lineage: Eukaryota; Metazoa; Chordata; Actinopteri; Scombriformes; Scombridae
Gene: snip1
Product: Smad nuclear interacting protein
Exons: 4
Coding region: 161-1246 (361 amino acids)
Biological process (GO): miRNA processing
Cellular component (GO): nucleus
Molecular function (GO): protein binding; mRNA binding
Source: RefSeq, a predicted model, not a curated record
UUCCGCGUACCACCGGAAACGGAAAUUCGUUGCUUGAGCGUAACAGUUGAAGUUUGUAAUCGCCACCCUUUUGAGUUUUUCUUUGUUAUUACGGGCUUUUGUGCGGACAGUGGUGUAUGUUUGUGUCACAAAACGGUCGGAUUAGUGUAAUUCUUGUAAAAUGACCAAAGAAAAGCGACACAAGAGGAGGGAAUCUCCUGAGCGGGAGUCCAAAGUUAAGAUUAAGCAGGAGAGAGUGAGCCCUGUUAGGCCACAGAGAUCACGCCGCUCGAGGUCGAGAUCCAGCGGCAACUCCAGUCCACCGAGGCGGAGAACAAGCAGGUCACCUGCCAGGACGAGGGACCGUUCACCAGGUAGAAGAGAGACAUCUCCCGCCAGACGGAGCAGCGGAUCUCCCAGAAAUAGGAGAAGCCGCAGUCCUCAUCGCGGUGCUGAUGUCAAAAUAAAGCGGGAACGGGAGGAGCAUCGGGCUAGUGGUGAUGAGCGGAGAAGAAGAAAUGACCAGCCAGAGGAGAGGCGGAGCAGGUGGGAGUCAGACAGACCUCAAGAAAGAGAGCACGGUGGAGAGAGACACCGGGAACGAGGCGCGUUUGCCUCCCAGCAAGCUGAGAGACGGCAGCACGAUGAGCGGCGCAGGGAAAACCAUCAGAGGCGCAGAGAAAACCAAGAGCAUGAUUUUGGAGAGCCUGAAGGAGGGAGUGAGGACGCAAACGAUCCUCCUGCCGAUAAAGAGAAGCCCAACUUCGAACUGUCAGGCGCACUCACAGAAGAUACAAACACAUUCCGCGGAGUGGUGAUCAAGUACAACGAGCCACCCGAGGCUCGCAUUCCCAAGCGAAGAUGGCGACUGUACCCUUUCAAGAACGAUGAACCUCUUCCGGUCAUGUACAUUCACAGACAGAGUGCUUAUUUGUUGGGGCGGCAGAGAAAAAUCGCAGAUAUCCCCAUUGACCACCCAUCCUGCUCUAAGCAGCAUGCAGUAUUCCAGUACAGAUUGAUGGAGUUUACACGUUCAGAUGGCACCCCUGGCCGCAGAGUAAGGCCUUACAUCAUUGACCUGGGUUCCGGCAACGGUACCUACCUGAACAACCAGCGUAUCGACCCCCAACGUUAUUAUGAGCUCAAAGAAAAAGACGUUCUUAAGUUUGGCUUCAGCAGCCGCGAGUACGUCCUCUUGCACGAGUUCUCAGACACGAGCGAGGUGGACGCCAAACUGGAAGAGGAAGACGAGGGACUCGACGAAUAAAUUGUUCCCAUAAACUGCAUUGCUAAAUUUGUUCAGGUUAGAUUACAUUAUCAUCAUCAAUGUUCAACGAAUAGCUGUUUCUGCAGGGAAUGGAACAAUUUAAUCAAACUGGUGAACAAAUAGUGGAGCAAGGCUGGUUUGUAUAUUUUGUAAUUACUUAACUAUUGCUUAAACCUGCCUCAACUGUCUCAAAGAAGACUUCCUAUUCUCAGGUUGUUUGUGUAAUGUCUUUGUGAUGCAUGACUGAUCUCACAUCUGACAGUGCUCACCAUAAAAAAAUAAAAAAAAACGUUCUUGGUGCCAGAUAAAGAUAUCUUGCUAAUACAAUAGCUAAUUAUAUAUUUUUGGAUCAUAGCACCGAGUGCAAAAUAUAGCUGAAGACUAAUCUGUGUCUGUCCAAGCUGUAUAUGUAAGUGUUCAUGAUAUACUGAAUGUGAACUCUAGUUUCAUGUGUAAUAAGCGUUGCUUAUUGUCAGAGUAAACAUACAACUUGUAAUGACAUUGCCUUUUUUUGCUUUGUAGGUCAAGGGAAAUAGUUGAUGCUUUGUGUGUUUUUCUUGCACCAUGCAUUGUGUAUUUAAAGAGAUCCCCCCCUUUAUUUUGUCUGUUUUGAGGCCCACAGCAUUCAUAGUAAAUUUCCAUUUUUGUACUGUAAAUAAAGACAGUGAACAUUU